UAUCCCCACUGGCACCCGUACCUCUAGAAAGGUAGCAAGAUGGCUGCGGAGCCGAACAAGACAGAAAUUCUGACCAUUUUUAAAAGACUACGGUCUAUUCCAACUAACAAGGCGUGCUUUGACUGUGCUGCCAAGAACCCCAGCUGGGCCAGUAUACCAUAUGGAGUGUUUCUGUGCAUCGACUGCUCUGGCAUUCAUCGCUCUCUAGGAGUGCACCUCAGCUUUAUCAGAUCCACUGAGCUGGACUCCAACUGGAGCUGGUUUCAGCUGAGAUGUAUGCAGGUCGGAGGAAACGGCAACGCGACGGCCUUCUUCCGCCAGCAUGGCUGCUCCACCAAUGACACGACCGCCAAGUACAACAGCCGCGCGGCACAGAUGUACCGAGAGAAGAUCCGACAGCAAGCCAACACGGCGCUGUCUAAAUAUGGGUCUGACCUGUGGAUUGACCCAUCCAGUGUGAGCAGCCAGCCUGCAGCCCCAGAGAAGAGACAGACAGACUUCUUUGCUGAGCAUACUCAGCCUUCAAACAGCUGGGACGUGACAGCUCCUUCCCUGACAGAACACAAUGGAACCCUCACUCAACUAUUGGAGGACACACCCAAAGCCCCCCACACCGCCAGCACUCAGCUGGAGGAAGGACCAAGCAUUGAGGGACUGAGCACUGAGCAGUCUCCCAAAGUCGCUAUAGAUGUGAAGCAAUCCAUCAUUGGGAAAAAGAAGCCCAGCACUACUAAGAAAGGGCUGGGUGCUAAGAAGGGCCUGGGGGCCCAGAAGGUGAGCAGUAAGAGCUUCUCGGAGGUGGAGAAACAGGCCCAGGUAGCUGAGAAGCUGAGAGAGGAGCAAGCAGCUGAUGCUAAGAAACAGGCAGAGGAGUCCAUUGUGGCCUCCAUGCGCCUGGCCUACAAGGAGCUGGAGAUUGACAGGAAGAUGGACAACAAGAAGAUGCAGAACAUGGAGGGUAAGAAGAGAGAGCAGGCUGAGAGACUGGGCAUGGGCUUCGGCAACCGCAGCACCAUAUCUCACUCAGUGAUGUCAGAGAUGCAGGUGAUUGAGCAGGAGACGCCCUUGGGGGCCAAGUCCUCGCCUCGCUCCAAACUGGACAUGUUGGAUGAGCCGGGCUUCUCCUCCGGACCCCCUAAGUACAAGGACAACCCGUUCACGGCGGGCGACGGCUUCGGCUCGCGGUGGGACUCUGAUGGGGGCGUGGCCUCUUUCACCUCCUCCUGGGCCCUGGAGAAGGAGGAGCCUAAAGAGGAGGUGACCAUAUCCAGCAUCCAGCCUAUCGGAGAACGGCCCAGUCGGCGGAAGGCGGAGGUGGCGGCGCCCGUGUCCGAGUCGAGCGAGGCCCGGCAGAAGUUUUCCAACGCCAAGGCCAUCUCUUCCGACAUGUUCUUCGGCCGUGAGAACUACGGCGAGUAUGAGGCUAAGACACGUCUGGAGGGCCUGUCUGGCAACACGUCCAUCAGCUCUGCUGACCUGUUUGGGGACGGGAGUGACCGUGACACAGGGGCAGCAGGUUAUGAGAGUGUGCUGCCGACGGGGCCAGACAUUGCUCAGUUCAAACAGGGGGUGAAGACUGUGGCGGGCAAGAUGGCCGUGCUGGCCAACGGCGUCAUGAACACCAUACAGGAUCGCUAUGGCGCUUACUGAAGAGACCAGGACGACCAACACCCAGCUGCAGGGGGAGAGGGAGCCAUGACGUCAUACUGACAGAGAGUGGAGGGGGGGGACAGAGCAAAUCACUACUGACUGGUAUCUAGUGAGAGAAGGGAAGAGAGAUUGCAUGAAUGGAGGGGGACCCUACACCCCCCCCCAACCCCGUUUCUGUCCAUCCACUUUAUAGAGAGUGAGACAAAGUUUUAUUUUCAGCGAAGAAAGCUCUGGAAGGUGUAAAGUAUUUUUUUUCCUGUUCUAACUAGUCUUGUUUUCUAUACUGUUUUGGUCUCUGAUUUCAACAAAUAUUAAUGAUAUAAAGUAUUCUCUAAGAAUGAUAUGAUAACCAAUCCUCUCUCAGUUGAACUAUGCUUUUUGACAUUGUUUUUCCUGUGUGUUUUCAACCGUGUCUCACUAUUUGAACAGACGUUGGCGUUUAACCAUUCAGCAUUAACAUCAUCAAAGGGAAACAGUGGUCCAGUACGGUUGAUUUAUCCGUUUCCAUUUUAGUUACCACGACAAUGGAUGACAUUCUCUGGUCGAAUGGAGUUAAUCACACCAAGUUAAAUUGUAAGAAUGUUUUAACUGAACUCCACACAGCAGGAAUCAAACGCAACACCUCCACUCUGACUGAGUGAUGCAAUCUACCAAGGUCAGGAGAUGGACCGGGGGGGUAUAUUUUAGAAGCGUAAUGACCUAGCCCAUCUUGCAGUGCAAUGUGAGUUCUUCACCAGGGUCUGAAAGGUUUUUAGUCGGGUCAGAAGAAAAGGUUGGCUUUCAGCCUUUUUCAACAGAAAGAGUUCAGUGUGUGUUAGGAAUGAUUGGGUGCUUCGACUGAAUGGCGAUGCUGGUAAGAAUGUGGAUGGUGGUCUCCUUCAGUCUAUGCUUGUUCAGUCACUGGGUUUACACAAUCACACCACACAAACUUUGGGAAGCCAAAUUAACCUCUGAUGUCGAGAAACACACUUGUAUAGAAUUCAUGAAGACCUGGAUCUGAGUUCACACCUACGUUCUUUUGUUUCUACCCUAAGAUAAGUUACUUAGACAUGUAGGGGAACGCAACUCAGCUGUGUUUCUGCAUAAUGCUCUUUUCUAUUGAGUUUCUGUUCUAAAUGGGAGUUUGAUCCCUCAUUCUGUUCUAAAUGGGAGUUCGAUCCCUCAUUCGGUUCUAAAUGGGAGUUCGAUCCCUCAUUCGGUUCUAAAUGGGAGUUCGAUCCCUCAUUCGGUUCUAAAUGGGAGUUCGAUCCCUCAUUCGGUUCUAAAUGGGAGUUUGAUCCUCAUUCUGUACCGUCUUGUUGAAUGGCAGGAGCAAUGACUAAUGGAAGGCAUGCUCAUCAGAUUGUUGUAAAACAUGUGACUGGACAGAGCCUGGCUGCCACUCAGUCCCUCGUCGUUUUAUGUUCAUUUCUGGUGACCUGCCUAUCAAAAUGAGAGAACGGGUAAGAGGAGCCUACCACCCUUGGUCAAAUGGAACCCGGGGGGUAAAUUCAGUGAGGUGUAACGUCUAGAACAGGGGUACCUCAGUACUAUUUGAGACGGUCCAGUCACGAAUGUCUUAUUUGGCAAAGAAAAUAUAUGAAUGGAUGUAACAGGUAGAAAUGCUAUAUAAUACACAUAGAGGUGACGUGAUUACCUCUUGUUCCUGACUAGUGUAUGUUCUACACAAUACAUUUCUAAUCAUGAACAGACAGGGUGUCUGGUAUCACAGUCUGGAAGGUGGAAUUGCAUUAUACCAACGGUUGGUGUUCCAGGAUGUCUGUUUUGCAUCUCAGAAGAUUGAUAUAUAUAUAUUCUGCGACUACAGAAAAAGAUGACCUUGAAUGUCACCAUUGGUGGUAGUAGUAGCGGGGGUUGAUCUAGCACCUUCCAUAGCACUAGAUAUGCACUUGGUUCAAAGUCAUUUAAUGCCAUUGUCUGUUUUGUAUGGAGGUCCCCUUUCCAUUUCAUGGUUUCUGUCUAUUUUAUUGGUGCUUGCUGAGAUGAUCAUUACAGAGUUGAGGCUCUCAUUCCCGGGCUGCAUCGGGGCAGCAGUAAUGGACUGGAGAAGGUUACACCCUCCUCGACAGUCCCCUUAGUUUGAUAUACACCACAGGAUUUUGGUGGCACCUUAAUUGGGGCGGAUGGGCUCGUGGUAAUGGCUGGAGCAGAAUCAGUGGAAUGGUAUCAAACACAUGGUUUCCAGGUGUUUGAUGCCAUUCCGUUCAGUCCGACCAUUAUGAGCCGUCCUCCCCUCAUGAGCCGUCCUCCCCUCAGCAGCCUCCACUGAUGGACAUGUUAGAUGGUUGUCUGUUGACGGGGGAAGGACAUUCAAAAGGCACCUCCUGCUUCUCUAACAGCCGUGUGUUAGUUGAGAUCAGUGUUUUACGGUAAGCUCCAAACUUGAUCCUGGGGCCCCGUUUUGGUUUUUCGCCCUAACACUACACAGCUGAUUGUAAAAUAUUCAAAGCUUGACAAGUUUUAUUUUAUCAGCUGUGUAGUGUUAGGGCAAAAACCAAAAUGUGCACGGGGCAGCCCAGGACUGAGUUUGGGGGAAAUCUCUGGACUAUACCACCACUGACCUGUUGACAUUUUCUCAUUAUUUUUAAGGCAUGACUGUCACCAUGGGUAUGGUUUUGAGUGUGUUCACCCAUGACUGUCACCAUGGGUAUGGUUUUGAGUGUGUCCACCCAUGACUGUCACCAUGGGUUUGAGUGUGUUCACCCAUGACCUUCACCAUGGGUUUGAGUGUGUUCACCCAUGACUGUCACCAUGGGUUUGAGUGUGUUCACCCAUGCGGCCCGGUCUGUCCCCCUGGAUGUGCCACUAGUGAUGAAUAAAGCCUGAUGAUUGGCUAUCCCAAUGACCCAUGAAAACAAAACAGUUAUUUAUUGUAGGCUACAAAGAGUUAGAUUUGUGUCAAUAAAGAUUGAAAUCCAUCACUA
Messenger RNA from Salvelinus namaycush (lake trout), 4574 nucleotides. Its product is annotated as ADP-ribosylation factor GTPase-activating protein 2-like. The transcript is spliced from 15 exons. Gene Ontology annotation, biological process: COPI coating of Golgi vesicle. Lineage: Eukaryota; Metazoa; Chordata; Actinopteri; Salmoniformes; Salmonidae. Gene Ontology annotation, molecular function: GTPase activator activity. The record is from RefSeq and is a predicted model, not a curated record. Bases 40 to 1650 code for a protein of 536 amino acids.